Salvelinus namaycush (lake trout) is the source of this 1227-nucleotide messenger RNA. RefSeq names its product NACHT, LRR and PYD domains-containing protein 1b allele 3-like. Gene Ontology annotation, biological process: regulation of DNA-templated transcription elongation; mRNA export from nucleus. Bases 1 to 1227 code for a protein of 408 amino acids. The transcript is spliced from 13 exons. The record is from RefSeq and is a predicted model, not a curated record. Gene Ontology annotation, cellular component: THO complex part of transcription export complex. NCBI's taxonomy places the organism in Eukaryota, Metazoa, Chordata, Actinopteri, Salmoniformes, Salmonidae.
AUGAGUAGAGACUCUCAGAUCCCCCUUCUAGGUCUUGUCAGAAAGCUCUCAGGGGAUGGGCUGGUGUCGUUUGGGGCUGGUUCUACAGAGGGCCAGUCCCCUGGGGUUACAGUAAACCUCUGCAUUAUGGGUAAUCUGACUGAAAGUUAUAACAGUGGCUCAGAAAAUGCAGGGACAUCUACAGAGGAGAGUUCUGAAGAUGAGGAGGAUUCUGACGGCGCUGCUGAGAAAGGAGGAGAAUCAGAGGAGCCUGACGUUGAGGAUUCCUGUAAUGAAUCGGAGUCGGCUCCUCAACCUGAUGCAGAGGUGUCCCUUGCUAAAGAUGUGCCCCCCAAGACAUGUGAAAAAUGCAAGGCUAUCCAGCAGAGUCAAGGCAAUGAUCUGGUUACUCCCAGGAAGAUCUCUAAAGGACGCCUACAGGUGCAGCUGGAGGGAGAGGGGGCAUAUGAGUGCUCCGUCACCGGCCUGGUGUUUGAGGUGUCGGAGAGAGUCCUGAUCCGCUACUCGGUCCUGUCCUGGUCCAAGUUCGGCAUGUUCCUCGGGGACUCCUGGAGGUUCGCUGGGCCCAUCUUCAACGUGGACUGUGUCAACAGCCCCUCAUCCAUCCUGACCUCCAUCCAGUUCCCCCACUCCCUCUGCCUCGCUGACCCCGACAGUGAAAUGACCUUCAGUGUCCUGCAUAUGAAGGACAGCUGUCCGGUGAUUGAGCCCUCGGUUGACCACUCUGGCAGCCAUGUAAAGUGGCGUGUGUCGUCCCUGUCCCCGGUGGGGCCCAUUGUCCAGAGCAGCAAGCCUGUAGAGCACCACGGGGUGGUCCUGGUGUUUAAGGAACUGGCUCUGAACAACUCCUACUCCUUUCGCAUUUACCUGGCCACCAACAACUCCUCCGACAUUAAGGACAUAGGGAAGGAGGUGCGUUGCUCCAAGAGGCGUUACCUGAAGGUAGAAAAGCCACCCACCUGUAAGCUGGAUGAGAGGAGGUACCGCCUCAUGAGUGAACCAGAGGGAGACAUCAGCCCUGCGGACUUGCAGUUCACGCUGGCCGUGACUAAAUUGAAGGGAUAUUUUGAGGCGUUCUUUGAGCAGCCCCCUCCCUUCAAGCUCUCCCUCAUAGAGACAGAGUCCGACCAGACUGUGUGGUCAGCCACCAUCAGAGAAGGUGACUGUGUGGACAAUGCAGUUGAAAAACCAAGGAAACGGACAGAUACACUUUUCAUCCAUCAUUAA